UUGCUAAGGCUAGCCGGAGGCGCUAGGCCUCUGUUGCCAUGGAGACGGCGGCGGCGCGCGCGUGAAUCGAUAGGAGGAAGACUCUCGGCAGGAUGUUUGUCUACCUAAGCAAGAAGAUUACAAUUCCUGGCAAUGUUCGGCUAAGAUCUAUUUCUUGGAGCAAGGACCAGGGCUAUAUAGCAUGUGGGGGAGAAGAUGGUCUGCUGAAAGUUUUAAAAUUGGAGACAAAAACAGAUGAAUCCAAAGCAAAGGGGCUUGCAGCACCUAGCAAUCUCUCAAUGAAUCAAACCCUGGAAGGUCACACUGGUGCUGUGCAAGUAGUGACUUGGAAUGAACAGUAUCAGAAAUUAACUAGCAGUGAUGAGCAUGGACUUAUUAUUGUGUGGAUGCUGUAUAAAGGUUCUUGGUAUGAGGAAAUGAUCAACAACAGAAAUAAAUCUGUUGUUCGAAGCAUGCGAUGGAAUGCUGAUGGACAAAAAAUUUGCAUUAUCUAUGAAGACGGUGCUGUAAUUGUUGGUUCUGUGGAUGGGAAUCGUAUUUGGGGAAAGGAUUUGAAAGUACAACUCCAUCAUGUUGCAUGGUCUCCAGAUGGCAGGACUCUGCUCUUUGGAAUGGCAAAUGGUGAAAUACACAUUUAUGACAAGAAUGGGACUUUUAUGAUGAAAAUGAAAAUGAACUGUUUGGUGAAUGUAACUGGAGCAUUCAGUAUUGCUGGAAUCCACUGGUACCCUGGAACGGAGGGCUACAUUGAACCAGAUUGUCCUUGCCUUGCUAUUUGUUUUGACAAUGGAAGAUGCCAAAUAAUGAGACAUGAGAAUGAUCAAAAUCCUGUCUUAAUUGACGCUGCUCUGAAUGUUGUGACUCUCCAGUGGAACCACUGUGGAAAUGUCCUGGCUAUUGCAGGCUUCCAGAAAAUAGCUGGACAAGAUAAAGAUAUAAACGUGGUACAGUUCUACUCUCCAUUUGGUGAGCAUUUGCGUACCCUGAAGGUUCCAGGCAAACAAGUUUCAGCUCUGUCUUGGGAAGGAGGAGGCUUAAAAAUAUCACUAGCCGUUGACCAAUGUAUUUAUUUUGCAAAUAUCCGACCAGACUAUAAGUGGGGUUACUGCACUAAUACAGUGGUUUAUGCAUAUACCCGACCUGACCGUCCAGAGUACUGUGUGGUCUUCUGGGACAUAAAAAACAAUGAAAAGUAUCUGAAAUAUGUCAAGAGUCUGAUUUCCAUUACAACCUGUGGAGACUUCUGCAUUUUGGCAACCAAAGCCGAUGAAAAUCAACUUCAGGAGGAGCACGAAACUGACUCUCUUGGUGCAAUGUAUGUACUUGUUCUCUGCAAUUCCAUUGGUACUCCUCUGGAUCCAAAAUAUAUUGACAUUGCACCACUGUUCGUUAUCAUGACCAAAACCCAGGUGAUAGCAGCUUCAAAAGAAGCAUUUUAUAUCUGGCAGUAUCGUGUGGACAAGAAGCUCACUGCGAUGGAAAUUAAUCAGGUCUCACGAACUAGAAAAGAGGGCAAAGAGAGGAUUUAUCAUGUAGAUGAUACCCCUUCUGGAGCAGGGGAUGGAGUACUUGAUUAUGCGAAAGCUUUACAAGGAACGAGGGAUCCGAUUUGUGCAAUAACAGCAUCUGAUAAGACACUUAUUAUUGGACGAGAAUCUGGCACCAUUCAGAGCUAUAGGCUCCCCAACGUUGGUUUGAUUCGGAAGUAUCUCCUCAACUGUCGGCCUUAUCAAAUGUCUCUGAAUUGCACCUCCAGCCGUCUUGCUAUCAUAGACAUGUUAGGAAUGCUGAUUUUCUUUGACUUGGACACCCGAAUAACAGACAGUUCAGGAAGCCAAGCAGUAGGUGAACAACUCAAACUGGAACGCAAAGAUGUUUGGGAUAUGAAAUGGGCCAGAGAUAAUCCAGAGCUUUUUGCCAUGAUGGAGAAAACAAGAAUGUAUGUGUUCAGAAACUUGGAUCCUGAGGAACCCCUUCAAACGUCCGGAUACAUUUGCAACUUUGAAGAUUUAGAAAUUAAAUCUGUUUUACUGGAUGAAAUAUUAAAGAAUCCUGAACAUCCUAAUAAGGAUUGCAUUCUUAAUUUUGAGAUUAGAUCACUACGAGAUGCACAAGCGAUUGUAAAUAAUGCAGGCAUUGCAGAGUCUGCCCAGUUCAUUGAAGAAAAUUCGCAUCCAAGGCUUUGGCGACUGUUGGCUGAAACAGCUCUCCAGAGAUUGGAUCUUGACACUGCUGAGCAAGCAUUUGUGCGCUACAAAAAUUACCAAGGUAUCAAGUUUGUCAAGCGUCUUCUCAACCUCCAGAGUGAAUUACUGAGGCAAGCCGAAGUGGCAGUUUACUUCGGCAAAUUUGAAGAAGCUGAAAGGAUGUAUUUGGACAUGGACAGAAGAGACCUUGCCGUUGAUUUGCGAAUGAAACUAGGGAACGGAUUUCGAGUGGUGCAGCUUUUGCAAACGGGCUCGGGACACGGAGAUGACAGUCUCCUUGAAAUGGCACACAAUGAAAUUGGGGACUACUUUGCUGAUAGACAGAAAUGGACCAAUGCCGUGCCAUAUUAUGUACAAGGCAGAAACCAUGAACGUUUGGCUGAAUGUUACUAUAUGCUGGAAGACUAUCAAGCGCUAGAGGAUUUAGCUAACUCACUUCCAGAAAACAACAAAUUGCUUCCUGACAUAGCCCACAAGUUCGUUACUGUGGGUAUGUGUGAACAAGCUGUAGCAGCCUUUCUCAAGUGUAACAGACCCAAGGAUGCAGUAGAUAUCUGUGUAAAUCUCAACCAGUGGAGUAAAGCUGUUGAACUGGCUAAGCAACACAAUAUGAAAGAGAUUGGCUCUCUGCUAGCUAGAUAUGCAUCUCAAUUAUUAGAAAAGAACAAGCCCCUUGAUGCUGUUGAGUUGUAUCGUAAAGCCAACUAUUUCUUUGACGCUGCUAAGCUCAUGUUCAAGAUUGCAGAUGAAGAGGCUAAAAAGAGGACCAAGCCUUUGCGUGUUAAAAAGCUCUAUGUGAUGUCAGCUUUACUCGUAGAACAAUAUCACGAACAAAUGAAAAACGCGCAGAGAGGGAAAGUCAAGGGGAAAGUUUCAGAGGCUACUUCAGCAUUAGCUGGUUUGCUCGAGGAAGAUGUUCUCUCUUCAGACAGUCGCCUGAUCGAUAACGCUUGGCGAGGAGCUGAGGCUUACCAUUUUUUUAUACUUGCCCAAAGGCAGCUUUAUGAGGGUUAUGUAGAUACAGCAAUGAAGACUGCCCUUCACUUGAGGGAUUAUGAAGACAUCAUUCCUGCAGUAGAGAUCUAUUCCCUGUUGGCUCUUUGCGCAUGUGCCAAUAGAGCCUUUUCUAUCUGUUCAAAAGCUUUUGUUAAACUGGAAUCUUUGGAAAACUCUCUCCCAGACCAGAAGCAUCAGUAUGAAGAGCUUGCCCUGCAGAUAUUCACAAAACACUUUCCUAAAGAUAACAAGAAGUCAGAGUUGGAGGGUCUUCUUGAAGAGGGAGAAGGGAAGCUCCCAACCUGUGUUGCUACAGGAAGGGCCAUCACAGAGUAUCAGUUUUGGAUGUGCAAUAUUUGCAAGCACUGUGUACAAGCCCAAGAAAUCAGCAAUUACAACUUCUGCCCUCUCUGCCACAGCUCAGUGGCCUAUUAAUCAUAGGGAAAUGUCUGCACUGUUAUCGGUAUGCACAAGUGCAAAUGUAUGCAGUAUGAAAUGCUUAGAAACCCUGUUGAGGUUGUUAUGGUGGGAAUAAACAGAGAAACAAAAGCUAUCUAAUAUUUCGCCCAUCCUCUGCAGAGUUGAACUAUUCCAAAUCCUUUCUUUAAAAUAGCCUCAGCCUGGGAAAACAGUGGAUUUUAUUGUUGUUGUUGUUAUUAUUAUUAUUAUUAUUAUUUUAGUGUAGCUGAAUAGCUUCCAAAAAGAUUUGUAGGGGGUCGGUGGAGGUGAAGUCUUAAAGGAAAGGAUUUUGUGAUGGGGAACCAAUGUAAAAAAUAGCAUUGAUUUUAUGACAAUGACAAUAACAACAAAAAUCUAGCAUGACUUUCGCACUUUGGUAAAAAUGUCCUAAUCCAAUUACAUUUCACAUAAAAUUAUUGCACAGAUGUCCCUUUCUAAGCACAAUACUGAAAAGAUUACUGAGAUUUAAACAUGGGUAUCAUGUUUAUCCAAAGGAGCAUGCAUGGAUCAAUUAUUGCUGUGACCCACACCAUGAACUUACGGAAGUUUGUUAUCUAAACCAGGCAUCGGCAAACUCCGGCCCUCCAGAUGUUUGAGACUACAAUUCCCAUCAUCCAUGACCACUGGUCCUGUUAGUCCCAAAACAUCUGGAGGGCCGGAGUUUGCCUAUGACUGAUCUAAACAGUUAAAAAGCAAUUGGUAGGCUGUGUCCAUCUAAAAAAACUUCAGUGAUCCAGUCUGUGCCAAGAGACAACAUAUGCUACUGCAGCCUUGGCACAGCUUAGUCAAAUCAUAUGCUCUAUCAGCACCUUAAAACUCAGUCGGAUAUGCCAGGACCACAAUUGCUGGAGGAGGGACCUUAGUUCUGUGCAAAAGCUCAGGUUCUGCGUGCAACCCUUUGCCAUUUCAAAUAGCAUGUGAUCUCCCAUGCACCCAGGCAGGCUUGCAGGAGCCAAUCAGAGAAUGCUGCAUAGACCCUUCUCCCUGCCAGCCUGUGGCGACCAUCCCACCCCUUUCACCUGAUAGGUUAUCAUUCAGCGGACUUCAUUGUCUGUUCCUUCCCCACAAACUGACGGCCCCAUCCACCACUGCACCCAAUCCACAUGUGCAUGAAAUUGCACCUCCUCCUCUGCAGAGUUACAUGGGCCAUACCUCAAGUUUCAGCGCUGCUUGCAAUUAAUCCUGCAGUUCUCCGGCAAGUGUAUCUUUGAGUAUAGGAAUGCAAUCUCAAUUCCUCCUGGACCAAUUCCUUCUGCAGCACCAGCGGCAGCAGUUGCAAAGAGCUAUGGGAAAUACAGAAGUGGCAAAAAAUGUACCGAGAAGAAACCACGUGCGUCAACCGACUUUAUCACUUUAGAGGUCAAUAAAAAACAUAUUUACCUGGACAUUUAAUUAUAUAUAUGCAGGUGUAGCAGUUCUUUUUAGCGUUCUGCUUCUGUAUGGGAAAACGUGUAUUAUUUUGUAACAGUGAACCACUUUGUGGACUAAAAUGGUUAUGGAUAACGCCAAUAUGGUUAUUUGUUUCUUAAGGAAAUAAAUUAUUGUAUUUCUUUAAUA
Zootoca vivipara (common lizard) is the source of this 5219-nucleotide messenger RNA. RefSeq names its product WD repeat domain 35 (gene WDR35). The record is from RefSeq and is a predicted model, not a curated record. Gene Ontology annotation, molecular function: protein binding. Gene Ontology annotation, biological process: non-motile cilium assembly; intraciliary retrograde transport; protein localization to cilium. Gene Ontology annotation, cellular component: non-motile cilium; intraciliary transport particle A. NCBI's taxonomy places the organism in Eukaryota, Metazoa, Chordata, Lepidosauria, Squamata, Lacertidae.